AAAAGGAAAGUCAGAUUCUUAUACAGCUACAAAAAAUGAACUUAUCUGUUUCAUGAUGGUGGAAAAUUUAUGAAGACACAGUGUACAUUUUCAUCACAAUGGAGGGGAUGCUGUACAUGUCAACUUAUAUUAUUAGUAUUAGUGCAACAAAAAAAAUUGUGAAAUUAUUAAUAAAGAAAACAGCUCAGAGAAAAUCUCAUGUACGAUCAACGGUGUGAAGUUAGACUAGGGACUGCUGACCACUCACAGGUUUUCUACAAUUGCCAAUAUAAAUUUAUUGGAAUACAAUCUAUUUUUUAUUUAGGUUUUCAAACUAAUUUAAUAAAAGUUAAAAAAUCAAAAAGUGGGAUAAAAUUUGUUGCGUUCAUUUUAGUUUUCAGAAAUUGUCUGAAAGCUAUUUACCAAAACUGUGACAAUAAUACGAAUGAGUAUUCAUGGAAAUUGCAACAAUAUUUUUUCUGUUAUGUCCUGUUCUUUUCUUUUGUUUGUUUUGGUGAUGUUAUUGUUCCUUGCUGUUUCUUUAAUUAACUUUCAUAGAAAGAUAUAUUUUUGUCAGCCCAACCAGCUUUUUCCUCAAGAUUUCUAUGAGUAUGAUUUAAUAAUCAGUUAUAUUAUUUGAUAAAUUGCCUCUACAAAUUUUUGAUUAUAGUUGUAUAAUUAAUAACAAAAACAUUCCGGUAGCUUGAGCAUCUCUGAUCACCUUUUAUCUUUCUUUUCUGUCAGACAUGUUUCUGUGAACUGUCAACUCACCAUUGUCUUUGAUUUCUGCUUUUGGCAAUAUACUAAAUUGUCUCCUGACAUACAAAACCAGUAUCAAGUUACAGUUUCAUAGCAUACCUCACCUCUUUCAAAAUGUUAAAACUAUAGCUUAAAAGUAUUAAAUACAAUGUAGGUUCUAACAUGUGUAGAAUUUGUAAUGCAAUUGAAAUUGGAGGGUUUUAUAAUGUUAGAAAACAAUCUUAUUUCUCAAGCUGAAAAUAAAUAAAAUGUUGGUGUAUUCCAAUUGUAUAUACAUUUCUAGAAAAAAAAUUAGUAAUAUUUAACUCAGGCAGAAAGCAUACAACCAGUAAGACUUCUUAAAAUGUGCAGCUGGAGCAAAUAUAAAAGUUAAUAAAAUCAUAUGAAAGAAAAACAUUGCAAUUAGUAUUUUCAAUCACACCAUCUUUCACUCUUACAGGAAUGAGCAGGAUUCAGCUAAAAUUCAAAAAAAUUUACAAAACUUCACUACAAUGAUCCCUUCCAAUAGACCAUAAUGGCAAGAACACAUAAUUUUGCAAGCCUUUUGAUCCUCGGUCAUUUUUCGAAAACCAUUUAUCAAAUUUAAGAUGGACAACACGAUAUCGCCUGCGAUGCAGAAGAAACUUCAAGAGAUAGCAGAAUUACAAAAUAUCCUCACAAACAAAUUGAAUGAAUUUGCUAAAUUAAACGAAAACCCAAAAGAGAUUGAGGAAGAAUCAUUAAUUCUAAGAACAGAACUGGAAGAGAUUAAGCAAAUAAGUAGUACAGACAGUGAAGAGACUGAUCGAGAAAUUGAAGAAAAACUCAAAGUCGUGAAUGAAAGAAUAGAAAGGAUCGCAAAAGCUGCUAUUAAAGCUCAGGCUGAAGCAGUGAAAAAAUCAAAAAAACCAUUGCAAGAAAUGAGGGAAAUAGUCAAGAAAAUUAUUGCUGGAAUUCAAGAACUGGAAAUAAGUCUUGAGCUGAAAACGGAUCUUAUCGAGAAUGCCACUCUCUUCUUGACCAUGGCCGAGCAGAGAGUUCAAAGUGUUAAAGAGUGCUUGACUUUUCUAGAAGAAGCACUUAAGGAAUCAAGUCAAACAGAACAAAUCACAAAAGAAAAUUUGAACUUUAGAAUAGAUGACUUUCUUAAUACCAUGGAAUCAUUAUAUCCCUCACAGGGCAAAAAAAUUAAACCAGCUGGGAAAAAUAUUAAAAAGGGUCAAAAGCAUUAACAGAAAACGUUAAAUUACUUAAAACGGUCCAUUUUCUUUCCAUCUAUCCACAAUUCUUCAGAAUUUUGUGUUUCCUCAUCUUUUAUUAUAAAAACUUAUUGAAUUUGACUUUGAAUCUUCAAACAGAUGGACUUCAAUAGAAUAAUAUAAAAUGUUCAAGGCAAUAGAAUUUUUAUAUUCUAAUUAAGAUCAAAGUUUCAGUACGUUUUAAUGCCCAACAGUACUCAGUAUGUUUCAUUUGAUUUUAGUUUGCUUUAAAUAAACUAACUUAGAGAACUCUUUUCCUCACAGAAGAUGGCGCAAAGUCUAAAUGUGUUUACAUAAAAUCAUAACCCACAAGAGUAGACAAGUGAUCAAGUGCCAAUCUGUUCGAAUAAACUUUUCAAGUUUAUUUUUAAUAAUAUGAGUACAAAAUAUACAACCAAGAAGAAGUUUUAAUACGGACUGUGGAUGUUUUGAAAGAGAUAAGAGGGACCAUCUACAAACUCUGUCUGAAAGUCGAAGCAUUGGAACUGGCAGACGAUAUGAAAAAAGUUAUUAAGGAUGCAUCUUUGAACUUUCUCGCCACAGUUGAAAAAAGGAACCAAGAGUUGGACUUGUAUUUGAGAGAGAUGAAAGAAAUGAUGGUAGAACGAAAAGAAAACAAUUUGUCUAAAUGUACAAAAUCGAGUCUCCAAACAAAAAUUGCUAACAUCCUUCAUAAAAUUGAAUACGCUUAUGAGAUGAAAAGAAAUCAAGAAUCAGAUCAAGUAACCACUGAUGCUAUAUAAAAAAUAAAAGCAAAUAUAUUUUUUCUUAUAUCACUCAGACAA
Molecule: messenger RNA, 2761 nt
Organism: Cimex lectularius (bed bug)
Lineage: Eukaryota; Metazoa; Arthropoda; Insecta; Hemiptera; Cimicidae
Product: vimentin-like
Exons: 5
Coding region: 1326-1949 (207 amino acids)
Source: RefSeq, a predicted model, not a curated record